CAACUUUUUCCUUUGCGUGAAAUUCCUCAAGUUUGUGUCUAUUGUUUGGAUGUUUGAACCGACGGUGAGUGGAUAUCAGGCGUGUUAAUAACCAAAAACAUAAAGCAGCCCAGACAGGAUGUAAGUAAGUGCGCAGACUGAGACGAAAGAGAUUUGAACGGUUGUUGAGGACAUUUUUCCGCUUCUUUUGGCUGGCUGACGAAGAAGACAGAGGGAGUAAACUCCAGAUGGAAAGGAAAGGAAGGGGGAAGAUAACUAGGAGGAGUUGAGGAAGGAGCGGACUGUUAUGUGGCAAAACUCUCGACUACCUCUGUGACAACGAGAGCAGUAGAGCUGGUUUAUAUUGUGGAGAAAGUGAGAUGGAGGGAGAGAAGGAGAGACAGCGGCAGCAGCGAGAAGAGAAGGAGAGUAACGAGGCAGAAGAUGACAGGAGGAGUGAUGAUGACGCUGACAAUGAGGAGGAAGAGGAAGACGAUUCGGAGGGUGCUGCGCUGGUCUGGCAGGAAGGCUACGGUGAGGACAAUCUGGGCCUUCCCAUCAUGCACUGGGAGGCGCUGAGUCUGCGCAUCGCUGAGCUGGAGAAGCAGGAGGAGGAGAAUAAGGAGAAAAGGGCAAAGAGCGGAGUUUCUCUGGAGCGAGGCAGAGCUCCACUGAGCUGGAUGGAGGAGAGAGGGAGGAGAGCAGAGAGCUGGGAGGACGGAGACGACGCCUGCAACAGCCAUGUGCUGGCACUCACCUCUCGCCUGCAGACACAGAUGAAUCUUCAGCUCUGCUUCAUCAACAACAGUGAAAGUGAGGAAGAGGAGGAUGACAAGGAGAAGGAGAGCAGCAACACACGGAGAGGGACUGUUCAGGUCCUUAAGAAUCCUCAGCCUCCUGCCAAGCCAGAGAAACCAAAAUCCAGAGGCUUCAGGAACACUCUGAGGAACCUACGAGACCGACUGAGAACAGACCACAAAACACUGGCUGCAGCUCGUAGUGAUCCUGUAGUCCAGAGAAGACAUGUGGAGCGCAGCGAUUUACAGAACUUCAGUAUUAAGGAUCUGAAGGCUCUUUGUACGUCUCUCAGCCAGACCAUCCAAGACCUGAGCUCAGACCUGGUGAGUCGCCUGCAGGUCCGAGACCAGCUGAGGACAGAGCAGGACGCCAUGCUGCUGGAGGUCCAGGAUCUGACAUCGCUGUGAACCUGCUGAUCGCUCCUGACUGGAGUUCCCCUGCCGAGCAGUCAGGAGCGGUUAAUAUUACACAAACAUUUGAACAAGUGUUACAGCCUGUGAACAUUGUUGGGAAUCAGACAGUGCCACAGUGGCCUCCACAAACAUCUCAGUCAGCCCCUCUUGCUGUUGGUCUGACCAGCCAAUCACUGUGAAGAGUGUCACUCCCUGAAAGGACCAGGACAUUCAGAUGCCUAGUAUUUUUUUUAUUGUUGUUGUUAUUGUCUGUGUUGUAUAUUUAUGAGGGAAAUUUUGUCUCACUUAAGGACGGUGUCCACCAGCAGUGGCUUAAAACUUACAUGUGACAGGAUCAGCUUUGUCCAGCAGGUGUGGUCACAAUGUCAGAGCGGUAGGGUACGGUUAGUAGCUGAAACUGAUUUGGACACAACAUCCAGACAGUGGAUGGUGGCCUCAAAGGAACACACUUACAUUUUUGGGGAAAUAUGCUUCUUGGCUAUCUUACACUGAGUCACAUUAUGAGGUCAGCACCGGUUUCUUCUCCUCUAGUCCACAGCAGAUUAAGGACUGGGUCAUGUUAAACCCAGUCUAGCAGUCAGACUGGAAGCAAGGGGGAAAAACUUGUCCUUACAGUGGAUAGCUCCCACCUUAACACACCAUCAUAAAAGUGUUUCUGCACAUGAAAAUGCAUCUGUACAGCAUGCAGAGUCACUCAGCCAAUCUUGAAGAUAUGAUGAAAGGAUGGUGAGUUUAAGAUUUGAUCGUAUAUCCCCUUUCCACCAAAGCAAACCUUGUUCUGGUUCUGGGCUCGUGCUAGUACUGGUCGCCGUUGGAUCAAGUUUUAAACCUUCUAUGAACCAGUGUUGCCAACUUAGCGACUUUGUCGCUAUAUUUAGCGACUUUUCAGACCCCUCUAGCGACUCUUUUUCAAAAAAAGCGACCAGCGACAAAUCUAGCGACUUUUUCUGAUGUUAUUGAAGACUUCUGGAGACUGUUGUGAGAGCACGUAUCAUUCUUAUUCUUCUCAACGAGCAGCGGAUGCUGCCAUGGGCUCCUCUCUCGCCCCAAAGCACUCACAGACGGCCCAGUCCUCCCUCCCAGCAGCAGUCAGAGCAGGAGAUGUUAACCCCUCCACGUCCAGACUGCAAGUGAAUCGCGCAUGCGUGGAACCGCCGCUGGCUGAUCCCGACCUGGUUUACAGUCAGGGCGGGAUGUAAAUGUAAAAUUUUCUUUGUCUAAUAUAAGUCACUGAAAGAAGGUUCAUUUGUUGUUCUAAACAUAUUCAGGGUGUUUUUUUACUCAGUUUCUGUCUCUUCCACAACGUUAUUCCUCUCUCCUACAGCAGCCAUUACAAUUACAUGCAUAUGGACAAUUAUGCAAAUUAGGCGAUGAUGUCAUUUGGUGACUUCUAGUGACUUUUAGGACAGCCAGUAGCUACUUUUCUUACUGAGGAGUUGGCAACAGUGCUAUGAACCGCUCUGCUGCAAGCAACUUUAUUAGCGGGCUACUGAGCAAUAUCAUCACAUAAAUGAAUAUGCUGUAUACGUUUUCGCUUUCCCAGUAACACCAGCACCAACUUCAAUCACAACAACAAUGGUGGGUUACAUAGUCUCAUUACAAGUGUUGCUUUUGGCUUUGCGAGCCUACAUUGGCAAAUGCGGUAUCUACGAUGUAGAUAGCAGACAACUUUAUAAGCAACAGCAAAAACAACAACAAUGCUUUAAAGCUUCCACUUAUACAGUGUUAUCCUUUGUGAAACCAGAUGUUAAUAUUGUUGGUGAGCCAGUGGCAAUUUCAGAAAGUAACGUGCUAAAGUUUGCUUUUGUUGAUAAGGUUAGUGCCAUCUAGUGUAAAGAUUUAUAAAAACAUGAAGGACGCAUGGAAGUACGUGGACAGUAAAAGUUUAAAAUGAACGUAUCGAUUUUUGAGGGAAUAUAAAUGAGCCUUUCGAGACUAGACAGUGGCUCUAAACGGGCCUUCGAACUGCCUUGGUGGAAAAGGGGUAAUAAUAAUAUUUUUAUUUGUUUACAUAGCCACUUUUUCUUGUUCUUGUCACUCACCUUAAACCAUCAGGGUUUUGUUGUUUCAGUGACCUCAGCCUGUGCUCAUAUGUCACAUCAUUCACUACAUGAUGUGGACAAGAAAUAUGGAGAAAUGAUCUUGCAACUCCCUCAGACAGUCAUUAAUUUUGUAUGGACAAUAACCUUUUAUGAAGAAAGAACAUCCCAUAAGUUUUGCUUUGGUUAAGGGGAAAGAAUUGCUCAUUUCAGGUUUUGGUGGCAAACCAGCAUAUUUCCCCAAACAUCUGAAUAUUCAUUGAAAGGAUUCAUCCAGUGUUAAUGGAAGUUUUUUCCAGAUUUUCCAGAUCAGUUUCUCUCCCUUAAAGGCACCCCGUGGUGUCUUUGACCACUAGUAGCACUAUGGAGCAAUGUUUUGGUCAGCAGGUCCCCAUGACAGUUUGAUGUUAUUCCAUUGAUUUCAGCCUGUACAAAAACAUUAGGACAAUAACUUAAAAGCAGAAAGUGGAAUAGCAUCAACAUUACAACAGAGAUACCAAUCUGUAAAAUGAGGGUUAUCUUUUUUCAUCUCUGGAGCUAUGCUUUAAUACAUUGUGUUUAGCAUCUUUUCUAAAGGCUUGAAACUGCAAUACAAAAGGGACUCCUGUUAAGAAGCUGCUUAUAAUUGCCAACUGAACAAUCUGUUGUUUUCUACUUUGUCUCAAGUGUAGUUAACUCCUCUGAUAAGAGAGAAAAUGUCUUCUGUUAUUCAUGUGUAUCUUUGGCCCUGUUUAUACCUGGUAUUAACACGUCUUGGCUGAUCUGAUCUCAAGUGGACAGCGCUAAAUACAAAUGUGAACAACCAGCAGGACACAUUGUGAUCCCAUCACUCAAACCACUUGCUGAGAUGGUCUGGGAUGCAUUUAACCACAUUUUUUGUAUUGGAAAUGCUGAUGUGUCCUAUUGCAUCUCCAACAGGUGCCCUUUUUACACAGCGAUCGCGCUAUACGGCCAAAGUCCCUUCUUUUAUGCCUGCUUUGCAUUUUCACGCAGAAGCAAACAAUGGCAGAAUCAUUCCACUCCAGUAUGUGCUUUUAGACAGCAUGCCAGUAUGGCGGAAUCAAAAGAGGCAUGGCGGGAAUGCCAUGUAAGGGCCCAAACACACCAAACAAAUGUGGGAGAACUAGCGUGUCUUGGCCAAAAAGUUGCUCAUGAACACACCAAACGUAAGGCCAACAAGCACAUAUGUUCUGCAACUGCAUGAGAGGACAUACCCCUCCACACCAGCAGACGGCAGUAGUCUGUAAUCAUCGUUCAAAAUGGAAACUGGAAUACCGUCCUGACGCUAGUUAGCCAGUUAGCACUUUAACAACACAAUCCAAUAUUGAAAGAGCAGCAUAUUUACUGUGCGCCAGUGAACAAUAACACAAACCAUCAGGAAACAUUUCUGCUAAAGAGCUCAAUGGCUAAAGACAAAUAAUCUUAUUUUAUAAUCUAUAAGUCUGUUUUGACUUUACUCCCUCUUGACUUUAGCUCUUUGUUUACAAUUCUCACCUUCGUUUCUCUUGUGGUGCAGUGAGCUGAGCUGCCAAUCACAGUGAUUUCAUUCUCCGAUGGGCUCUGCUAUGCCAAUGCUGAAUCAGCAAGAAAAAAGGUUAGCUAGCGCCAGCAAGGGCAAACGGUGCUGGACACACCACACUGACGAGGGCAGUAAGGGUAAGGAGCUCCUGGACCUCAAUUUUUUUCCCAAUUUGCAGACACUUUUGGCCACUGAUCUUCUUCUUUAAGGGAGCUGCUAACUGCUAUCAGCUACGUUUUAAUCUCCUGCCUUGGGUCACACGCACAACACAUCAUUAAAAUGUCAUACCUGUACCACCCAUGAUCCCAUCCUGUUUAUACAGACAUUGUUUUGGCUCUGUUACCACCACCGAUGCUGCCUUAGUUGGACGAAGUGUUGCAUGACCAUCUUAUGGUCUUGCCCUAGGGAAGGAGACGUGUUGGAUUCUGCUGACAGCUAUUUCUCCAACUGUACCAUCACAACUGCUAAUGCUAGCAAGAGUGUGGACAUUUUAACUGGUUUGACCUUCGAGUGUAAGUGACGUAGGCAGUAACAUAUUCUGAGCACAAGCGGUCAGCUAGAUACAUCAUAGACAAAGGUGUGAGAGGGCUGUGUCUUGGCUGUCCACUUGUGUUUGGAUCACUGGAACUUUUUUAAUACCAGGUGUAAACAGGCCCUUUAUUUGUAAGCUAUUUAGGUGGAGUUAGUAAAGAACUAAAUAUGAACUUCCAUACAAAAAAAUGAACACAUUUUUAUUUUCUUCACCAAAAUGCUUUUCGUUUUAUAUCUAAGCAAAAUAUUUGAAUCUUUUUAUUCAGGCAAUCAGUUUUGUGACAGUCUUGGCACACAAUUUUGAUUUUUUUGGUUAAACUCUACACAAAAAGAAUGUUUACCUGUUAAGAUUUCAGAAAUUCUGUAUCAUAUACAUUUUCACAGCUCCAUUAGACACAAACUCAACACUUUCUGCACAAAUUGUAUGUCUGACAGUAAUAACCAUCCAACAGCUCAUUCCCGGGAAGCUGUUGACCUCUUCCAAAAAUAUUGGGUUUCAUUCACAGUAACUUAGAAAAUAGCAAAGUAAAAGCUAUUCUUAAAAACAACUAAUUUCACCCAGGUUUUUACCUGGCAGUUAUUAGAAACUAGCAAUUAUUUGAAUAUCAGCUUCCAACAUUUAAAAGGGAUAGCUCAAAUGUUAUGAAGUGGAGUUAUACAAGGUACCUAUCCAUUGUCAGUGUAUUAUAUACUGUAGAUGUUCGUUGGCGCACCCCCAGUUUGGGAAAGUGGCAGGAGUACCACCACAGAAGCUAAGCAAUGUACUGCUGUAGACGGGGGCAGCAACACAUAUUAUAGCCACCUAAAAAAAUCCAGAACGGAUUAAGUGUAUGCUACAUUAAGAACAUUUUCGCCACUGCAUUAACUGCUUCAGUUCCAUAUGUAUGCUCUCUUCAAAGCCACCAGACUCUAUUGACAAAACUAGUAAUUUUGGCUUGCUGAACAUGGGAGCUGCUGGUCUACUUCUGCUUCAAACUGUUUGUUUGUUUGUGUUAUUGUGUGACUUCGAUGAGUCCGAACUAACCACUUUAAAUGCCAAAGUCACACGAUAACACAGCAAUAUAACGACCUCAGUUCCCCAUCAGAAAUCACUGUCUGACAGAAAGGUAAAGCACUGAAAAUACUCUUAGUAUAGUGCGCACUAAAACUGAUAGUGAUUUUUUAGGUGGUUAAAAUACUUUUUGCUGCUGACCCCUCCACAGCAGUACAAUGCUUAUCUGCCACGGCAAUACUCCAAUCUGCUUCUCCAAACUGGGGGUGUGCCAACCACCAUCUACUGUAGGUAAUACACUGACUAUGGAUAAGUACCUGAUACAACCCCAUUUCAAAAAAUCUAAACUAUCUCUUUAAGAUUUCCUAAGAGCAAGACAACCUAAGCACUGUUGGCACCCAGCAGCUGAUGGUCAAGUGUGUCGGCCUUAACAGUUGUGAGUGGACAUUACUCACCAUUAGAGACAGAAAUAAAUGAAUCUAAUGCCUGUCUCAGAGUAA
Molecule: messenger RNA, 6770 nt
Organism: Epinephelus moara (kelp grouper)
Lineage: Eukaryota; Metazoa; Chordata; Actinopteri; Perciformes; Serranidae
Product: schwannomin-interacting protein 1
Exons: 7
Coding region: 360-1184 (274 amino acids)
Biological process (GO): positive regulation of hippo signaling
Cellular component (GO): plasma membrane; cell junction
Source: RefSeq, a predicted model, not a curated record